AUGAUGGAGUUGAACUUCAAGUCUUUAGCCGAAGCUGAGGUCGAAGAAACCAUGCGCUUUGACAAGUCUCUUCAGGAGCUGAGGGAACUAAGGUCUCAACUACACAAAGCUGCAGAAUGUUGUGAAACAGCCUUCUCUAAAAGUGAAGAGAAGAAUGAUGUGCUGCACGACACAAAAGAGUACAUUUGCAGGACCAUGGUCACUGUUGUUGAUCACCUUGGAAACGUCUCUUCCAAUCUCGAUUCCCUCAUUUCUCAAACUAAUGCCUUUUCUGAAGCUCAGUUACGAAUCCAAUGCCUACAACAAAGACUUCUCUCGUGUGAACAAUAUGCUCGUAAAUUGGCCCUCUCAAAAAUGCAAUGGAAUGAGAAUUCGCAUAGAUUUCAUUCGCGUUAUUUAUCACCAUCUGCACCUCCCCUUGAGAGAUCAAGCAGUAAAAAAGUAACAAGAGAAUCCGAAAUUGAAGCUCCAAAGUUAGAAGAUAAACAUUUAGCAGAGAGAUACGAGGAUUUGCCACUCUUUAUGUACACCCAUAAGCCUCCAGUUCAGAAUUUGAAGCCAAGAACAGCCACACUUAACAGGCACAAUAAUUUGGCCAUGGUUGCACCAGUUAAGGACGGUUUGUCAUGCUUAUCAAAAGUUCCAAAUCCUAAAUUCCAUUUCCAAAGUACACAGAAGGUUGGACGCCACAGAAGAUCCUUGCAUGGUAGUGACAUCUUAUGGCUCUUAAGGCGUUCCAAACGAGUCCAGUGA
Messenger RNA from Sphenostylis stenocarpa, 753 nucleotides. NCBI's taxonomy places the organism in Eukaryota, Viridiplantae, Streptophyta, Magnoliopsida, Fabales, Fabaceae. The record is from the annotation of a GenBank genome assembly.